Magnolia sinica is the source of this 1354-nucleotide messenger RNA. Its product is annotated as protein SAWADEE HOMEODOMAIN HOMOLOG 1. Gene Ontology annotation, molecular function: DNA binding; chromatin binding. The record is from RefSeq and is a predicted model, not a curated record. The transcript is spliced from 9 exons. NCBI's taxonomy places the organism in Eukaryota, Viridiplantae, Streptophyta, Magnoliopsida, Magnoliales, Magnoliaceae. Bases 377 to 1132 code for a protein of 251 amino acids.
CACGAAGAGCAGCGACGUAGUACCGUAAAUGGUAAUACAUUCAAAACGGACCUCUCUCUCUCUCUCUCUCUCUCUCUCUCAACUCGACAAACGCAGAAGCUCGCGAGAGGUCUUUCAAGGUAUAAGGAUUCUUCUGUUCCUUUGAUAUUCGAGCCCUCCUUUUUUGAUUUUCAAUCCAUCCUUCAUAUACACAUACAAGAAAGAAAGAAAGAAAGAAAAAAGAAAAAAGGAAAAAAGGAAUCAGGUUUUCCUUAUUCCCUUUUACGGGAUUUUUGGAUUUCUCUAUCCGGGGCAAGUCCUUAAAAAAAACCCUUCCCCACGAAUUCGCGAUUACACCUCUUACUCCGUGUAUACGCUUUCUUGUAUUGUUUUGGAAAUGGCUCGCCUUCGUCCCAGGCCAAAGCAGCCUCCCCUUUUCUCGCAGUCCGAGAUUGAGCAGAUGGAAAAGUUGUUUCCAGAAGUAGAGGAAGAAUCUUUGAAUCAAAAUUUCUACCAAAAGCUUGCAGAGAAACUCAAUCUUGCUUCAGGUCGGGCUGGAAAAACUGCUAUACAGUGGAAACAGGUACAAAGCUGGUUCCAGAGAAAGCAGCAACAAGCCAGUGCAACCAAAGUUACUUCCUCACCCAUUGUUUCAAAAGAAUUGGCCAUUCAUCCAGAUGCAUGUGUUUCAAACAAUGCACCUGAAAGUUCUUCUGACAUGCCUAAAGGUGAGAAGGGCCCAGAUGUAUCAGAGUUAGAGUUUGAGGCUAGAUCAUCAAAAGAUGGAGCAUGGUAUGAUGUUGCAACAUUUCUCACACACAGAAUUCUUAGUUCUGGCGAACCUGAAGUGCGUGUAAGGUACGUCGGUUUUGGUGCCGAGGAGGAUGAGUGGGUGAACAUCAAAAAGGCUGUCAGGGAGCGCUCCCUUCCACUGGAGCCUUCUGAAUGUCGGAAAGUUAACACAGGAGAUCUUGUCCUUUGCUUCCGGGAGAGAAGGGAUAAUGCCCGCUAUUUCGAUGCCCAUGUUUUGGAAAUCCAAAGGAGACUGCACGACAUAAGGGGUUGCAGGUGUCUCUUUCUGGUUCGCUAUGACCAUGAUCAUACUGAGGAGAAAGUCAAUUUGAGAAGAAUAUGCCGUCGCCCAUCAUAUUAAUCCCUCAGGCCAUGCUUAAUUUUGUGUUUUACUUCAGCUGGGGGAGGGGAGACACGAGAACUGCAAUUUGGUUGUAAAUGUUCAUCAGAAUUAUGAGGAAAGGUCAGUUCCACUCUAUCAGUUCUGUUGCAGGGAAUGUGCCUAUGUUACUGUCGGGAACGAUGAACAAGUAUAUAUAACAAGCAUGUCAUUUUGGGUAAUUAAUGUCAUCCUCUUUUCCGA